AUGUCCAAUAACAAAAUACUUUUUUGCCUCGUUGAGGGUGGCUCUAAAGAGAAAGCUUUUAAAGUUAUUGCUGGAACAGAUGAUGAUGUUAGUGACCUCAAGGAAAAAAUCAAGGGGAAGAGACCUAAUACAUUCACCAAUACUGAUGCAGCUGAGAUUGUGCUGUGGAAAGUAAACAUUCCAAUUGAUGAAGAUGCCAUGGAGGUUGACAUUUUCCUCAAAGACAUACAAGAUAAAUUAAAAUUGUCAAUCCCUACUAGAAAAAUUUGUGAUGUAUUUACCGAGAACAUCGCAGAUGCUUCUAUUCAUAUUAUUGUCAAACAGCCCUCUGGGCAAGGUAACUCCACUGAUGUAUUUUCCCUGAUCGAGGAACUUAAUAAUAAAGUGGAAAGUGUUGAUAAUAAAUUGGAAAGUGGUUUUAGAAAUGUUGAUAAUAAAGUGGAAAGUGGUUUUAGAAAUGUUGAUAAUAAAGUGGAAAGUGGUUUUAGGAAGGUACAAAAUGCUAUGGAUCAAUCGCUCUAUUCAUCAGGUAUUGCAACAGAAACUGAUAAGGGCAAAGAAGUGCGAGAAAAUGGAACCCAAAUUGACUUUCCACUCAAUGUGACCACAAGUACCAAAUCAAAAACACCUGGAAAGUUUUCAAAUCCGCCUAACAAAGAUGCAGAUGUAGAUGAAGAGGAAAUACAAGAUUACUUUAUGAGCGAAUGCAAUGUACUAAAAAAUUAUGGACCUUUAAAAAGCAAGCUUAAGCUUAUUGUUGAAGAUACACGUAAUUCACCAGUACUGGCAACUCGAAAACCAGAUUUUGUACUCAUUCCAAGAUAUUCACAUUUAGAUUACUUAAAUGUUAUAGCCAUUGGUGAGAUAAAGAAGCUAACUAGUGCAAAUUUUAGCAAUGCACAAAUAGGACAAGCAGUAUCAUAUGGUGAAAAACUACUGCAACUUCAGCCACAGCGAAAUUUUGUAUUUGUAGUGUUGACAGAUUGUAUUACAAUUAAUAUCUAUAAGGUGUCUAAAGUUGAUAACUAUCAAAAGUCAAUCACUCAGUUCAAAUAUGAAUACAUAGCACCCCAACCUAUGGAAUACAACAGCAGUAAUAAUAAUGGGUGGAAAUACCUGGUAACAUUUAUGGAAAGCUCACCAAGUGAACUGGGAUGGAUAGAACCAUCAUUAAAAUUUGGCAGUGAAACUGUAAAUCUGGUUCGAUCUGCUGGUGUGGGUAGAACUAGUGUUGUAUAUGAGGGAAAGCAUAAUGAUGAAUUUGUGGUUGUAAAAAUGGCAAAAAAGGUGGAAUAUCUACUUUGUUUUGAAAGGGAAAAAGAUGUAUUGGAAAAAUUGUCAACUCUUAAUUCACCUUAUAUUCCAAAGAUCCUAUUUAACAAUUAUAACACACUUGUUAUUACCUCACAUGGUGUGAAAGUUAAUAAUUUGAGAAAGAAAGAUAUCAAAGACAUCAUUACCACCCUCCGAGAUGUUCAUUCAUGUGGAAUUAUACAUAGAGAUCUUAGGAAAUAUAACUUUCUUUGCAAUUUUGAUGAUUUAAGUGAAAAUAUUCUUAUUAUUGAUUGGGGAUAUAGUACAAGUAAUUCUGAAAGUACUAAAUUUGCAGGUGCAUUGGAAUGUAUGCCAAAUGAAGUCCUGGAAUCAUUAAUCAAUGGGGAAGAGAUCAUUUAUGGGCCAAAAGUUGACUUGAUGUGUUUUGUGCGUUCAUUUUAUUUAAUGAUCCAUAGACCAUCACUGGAUAGGUCUCCCUUUGAUAAAGAUUAUGAUAUUAAAAAACGAGCACAGACAUUGUUAAAUUUCUGGAGUGGUUGUGGAAAAUCAGAUGUAUGGGACAGUAUUUAUAAUGCAAUAGAGGAAUUAGACUAUGACAAAUUAAUUCAAGAGCUUGAGAGGAUUUUUUAA
This is a messenger RNA of Entrophospora sp. SA101, 1905 nucleotides long. NCBI's taxonomy places the organism in Eukaryota, Fungi, Glomeromycota, Glomeromycetes, Entrophosporales, Entrophosporaceae. The record is from the annotation of a GenBank genome assembly.